Molecule: messenger RNA, 1349 nt
Organism: Sipha flava (yellow sugarcane aphid)
Lineage: Eukaryota; Metazoa; Arthropoda; Insecta; Hemiptera; Aphididae
Product: protein MAK16 homolog B-like
Exons: 8
Coding region: 385-1215 (276 amino acids)
Biological process (GO): maturation of 5.8S rRNA; maturation of LSU-rRNA
Cellular component (GO): preribosome, large subunit precursor; nucleolus
Source: RefSeq, a predicted model, not a curated record
AACUGAAUAUCCGAACGGGUUUUUUUACCGGAUCUUUUAAAUGACCCGAUUCAAAAGAACCGGAUCAUUUAAAUGACCCGUUUUGCCCAUCUGUAGUGGACAACGGUCCUGUUAUCAUACGCUCUUCGGUUGCGGACGAGAUAAGGACCCGUCCCGUGGUGCCGUAGUCGCGUUGCCGUCCGGCGACACAGCAAUUAAACGACAUUCGAAUACUAACCUCGAAAUAUCGCCGUGUACGUUUCGUGCCGCGAUCACUACGAAAUCAGCACUUAGGCCGAUCAAAAUACAUGUGCGCGCGGUGCUCGGUUGUUUUUCCUCGACGAUAGUUGUUAAUGUUAAAAUAUUGUUUUAUUGCGCACGAACCCAAUAUCAAAUCUUCUCAACAUGGAUCAGGACGAUAUUAUUUGGUCCAUUAUUAAAGAUACUUUUUGUUCAUUCAAAAUCAAGACUGACACAUCCAGUUUUUGCCGUAAUGAAUACAAUCUUUCCGGAUUGUGCAAUCGUACACAUUGUCCAUUAGCUAACAGUCGAUAUGCUACAGUUAGAGAAGAAAAAGGUAUUAUAUAUCUGUUCUUGAAAACAGCAGAAAGAACUGUAUACCCGAAAAGACAGUGGGAAAAGAUAAAACUAUCCAGAAAUUUUCAAAAAGCUAUACAGCAAAUGAAUGAACAUAUGUUAUAUUGGCCAGGGCCAUUAAAAUCUAUGUGUAAACAACGUUUUGUGCGAAUAACUCAAUAUUUAAUCCGUAUGAGGAAACUUAAACUUAAAACUCAGAGAGAAUUAGUUUCUAUGCCAAGAAAAGUAGAAAAGCGAGUUAAAAGAAGAGAAUAUAAAGCAGAAAUUGCUGCUCGUUUAGAUAAUGUUAUUGAAAAAGAAUUAGUUGAAAGGCUCAAAAAAGGAACGUAUGGUGAUAUGUAUAACUUAAAUCAGCAAGCAUUUGAAAGAGCACUUGAAAAAGAAGGAGAAGAAGAUGAAGAUAAUGAUGAUGUUGAGGAGUACACUGCAGCAGAAGAAUCUGACAUUGGAGAAGAUGAUGAACUGUAUGACAGUAACAUGGAAGAUGAAGAAAACGUAUCCGAUUUUGUUUAUUCUGAAGGUGAAGAAGAAGAAAUGGAAGAUAUUGAGGACAUUGCUGUUAAGAAAGCUAAAAAAGUUGUUAAACCUAAAGGCAGACCUCACGUUGAAAUUGAAUAUGAAAAUGAUGUGAAUGAAUAAUAAUAAUAAUAAUAAUAAUGUUAACAGUUCAAAAUAUCUUUCACUCAACCAUAUGAUUUAUUUUAUUAUUUACUAGUGUAUAUGUUUACGCUUUUUACCUUAAAAAUAAAAGUACCAAACAUUAUCAACUCCUC